Lotus japonicus is the source of this 1134-nucleotide messenger RNA. Its product is annotated as ER membrane protein complex subunit 8/9 homolog. Gene Ontology annotation, cellular component: EMC complex. Lineage: Eukaryota; Viridiplantae; Streptophyta; Magnoliopsida; Fabales; Fabaceae. The record is from RefSeq and is a predicted model, not a curated record. The transcript is spliced from 5 exons. The coding region runs from base 168 to 782 and encodes 204 amino acids.
AGCCUAAUUGGGCUCAAAGCCCAAGAAACAACAUUGCAAACAUUCCUUUAUCGCCGACGCCUAGGAUUGCAACUAUACGACGUCGUUACCAUUGUUGUCAUCACACUCUACAUCAACACACACACCAACAGCGAAGUCCACAACAGUUUGUGUUGUGAAUCUGAAACAUGGGAAGCGUCGAUUUGAGGUACGAGGUUGCACAAAACGCAUACAUCAAACUCGUCCUUCACUCCCUCAAACACCCCUCCUCCGCCGUCAACGGCAUCUUGAUCGGCCGCGUCUCCCCUUCCAACGACACCGUCGAGAUCACCGAUGCCGUUCCUCUCUUCCACUCUCACAUCCCUCUUCUCCCUCAAUUGGAGAUCUCCCUCAUUCUGAUAGAGGAAUAUUUUUCCGCUAAAGGGUUGAACAUAGUUGGGUAUUUUCACGCGAAUGAGAGGUCUGAUGAUCACGAGCUCGGUGGUGUGGCAAAGAAUAUUGGUGACCACAUCUGCCGCUACUUCCCCCAAGCUGCUAUCCUCUUGUUAGAUAAUAAGAAACUUGAAGGUUUGAAAAAGAGCAAGGAACGCGGUGCUGUGAUGCAGCUUUAUCUUAGGGAUGCAUCUAAGAACUGGAAGUUGGCUCAGCCAGAUGGGAACAGUCGUUUCUCUCUCAAAGAGCCAUCAGCAAAUCUGGUCUUAUCAGACUAUAUUUCAUCUGAGAAAUGGAACAACAUUGUAGAUUUUGAUGACCACCUCGAUGACAUAAGCAAGGACUGGCUAAACCCAGGGCUCUUUAACUGAUGCCAGCACUUGGGAGUUCCAUCUUUACCGAAUUUACUUUGCAAGUGGAUGAUCCUCAGGCAUAAGAUGAUAAUACAUAUGCCAGAUUCUCGAUGAUGAAGAAUUAGGGAACAGAUUUUGACAUGGGAAUGCUGUUUCAUGAUAAACUUUUUCAGAUGUAUAAGCAGGAUAUUUAACAGCUGCUUAACAAUCUUCACUCGCCUUCCGCCUGCAAGGGUUUUGGUCGGAGAGCCUUUGUAUUUUUAGGAUGUACGUAUACUACAUUGGAGUUUGUUGGUUUUGCUUGUGACCAAUUGUCAUAUCCUCCAUUAUUUCAGUUGAAUCCCAUAAAUUGCCUAGAUUUAUCGGUCAA